Caenorhabditis bovis is the source of this 489-nucleotide messenger RNA. Lineage: Eukaryota; Metazoa; Nematoda; Chromadorea; Rhabditida; Rhabditidae. The record is from the annotation of a GenBank genome assembly.
AUGCGUGUUCUUAUUUUGCUAGCGCUCUUCGCCACCGUCGUCGUCGCCUUCAACAUCUUCAAGGAGACCAAUGAUGAGCAGCUUUUGAGCCGUGUUAUUCGAUCCGAUAAGGAUGAGGUUGAGGUGUCGAAGGAGUCUGAUAAGAAGGAAGAGGAGAAGAAGGAUGAUGAGAAGAAGGAAGAGAAGAAGAAGGAAGAGAAGGAUGAUGAUGAUGAUGACGACGAUGAUGCGGAUAGCAGCGAAUCCGAUGAGAAGAAGAAAUCCAAAAAGGAAGAUAAAGAGAAGAGUGAUAGCAGCGAUAGCGAGGAAAGUCGCGAGAAGAGCAAGCGCUCUACCACCAAACCUUCUGACAAGUCCUCAUCUUCUGAGGAAGAAAAAGACGAGGUAGAAGCUUCCGGAGAAAAGAUCACCGUAGCCACCACCACCAUUGAGAAGAAGGACAAAGAGGAAGAGGAAGGCUCCGGUGAAGGAUCAGGUGCCAGCAAUUAA